Molecule: messenger RNA, 354 nt
Organism: Schistosoma intercalatum
Lineage: Eukaryota; Metazoa; Platyhelminthes; Trematoda; Strigeidida; Schistosomatidae
Source: the annotation of a GenBank genome assembly
AUGCAUCAUUCACAUAGUACAGAAAGUGCACAACUCACGGAAGAAGAUAAUGAUGAUGAUGAUGAUGAUGAUGAUGAUGAUGAUGAUGAUGAUGAUGAUGAUGAUGAUGAUGAUGAUGAUGAUGAUGAUGAUGAUGAUGAUGAUGAUGAUGAUGAUGAUGAUGAUGAUGAUGAUGAUGAUGAUGAUGAUGAUGAUGAUGAUGAUGAUGAUGAUGAUGAUGAUGAUGAUGAUGAUGAUGAUGAUGAUGAUGAUGAUGAUGAUGAUGAUGAUGAUGAUGAUGAUGAUGAUGAUGAUGAUGAUGAUGAUGAUGAUGAUGAUGAUAUUCGGGCUCAACGAAUUCACACAAACCCUUAA